Jatropha curcas is the source of this 2140-nucleotide messenger RNA. Its product is annotated as GTP-binding protein, HflX. Gene Ontology annotation, cellular component: cytoplasm. Gene Ontology annotation, molecular function: ribosome binding; GTP binding. NCBI's taxonomy places the organism in Eukaryota, Viridiplantae, Streptophyta, Magnoliopsida, Malpighiales, Euphorbiaceae. The record is from RefSeq and is a predicted model, not a curated record.
AAUCGUUUACUGGUACUGCAAAAUGACCGACACCGACGACGCGCCAGUAGUUUGCCAUUGCCAAUUUCAAUGAACAAGUCGUUUCACUAAAGCCUUCUUUAACGUUGUCGUUUUCUCGACCCGCUGGAAGCCACAAGGUGACGCCGGAUGCCACAAGACGACUGUAUAAUCCUACGCGAGCCUUCCUGAAAAGCUGAGACAGUAGAUAGAUUGCCAUUGUAAUAGCAUCAUGAUUGCUUGCCAUUGUUCUCUAAUUCGACCCUCGCCUCCUAUUAACGAGAAUUAUUUACUUCGGAGUCCAAACCCUAACAAAUUAAACUUCCCUUUCACUUUCACUUUCACUACACACAGUACAAAGUCGUUUAGACUCAUCACCAGAGUUCUCCAAGAAGGUGUUGAAGUUGUAUCCCCAGAGGAUGUUUCUUUGCCAGGUCCAGUAAUUGACACUAAAGAGGAUAAAGAGGAGGUCCAUGGCCUUGUCAAUGGAGUCGCAGGCACCGUAUCAGAGGGUACCUCAGUCUCUUCAACCAGAGUUAAGAAGAAGAAGAUACAAGAUGAGGAUACCUUUGAGUAUAGAUACAAGAUUCAAAAUGGAAAAGAAGUAUUCGAAGAAAAAGCCUAUCUGGUCGGUGUUGAGCGAAAAGGUGAAGUGGAUUCUUUUGGCAUAGAGGAAUCUCUGAAGGAAGUGGCUCAGCUUGCCGAUACUGCUGGACUGAUGGUUGUUGGCUCCACAUAUCAGAAACUAGCUUCUCCAAACCCAAGGACAUAUAUUGGGUCUGGGAAAGUUGCUGAAAUUAAGAGCGCAAUACAUGCUUUGGAUGUUGAGACUGUAAUAUUUGAUGAUGAACUUUCUCCUGGGCAACUGCGCAACUUGGAAAAGAUUUUUGGCAGAGAUGUUAGAGUUUGUGAUCGCACUGCCCUUAUCUUGGAUAUCUUUAACCAGCGAGCAGCAACACAUGAAGCAUCAUUGCAGGUUGCAUUGGCACAAAUGGAAUACCAGUUACCACGUUUAACUAAGAUGUGGACUCACCUUGAGCGCCAAGCAGGAGGGCAGGUGAAGGGUAUGGGUGAAAAACAAAUUGAAGUAGACAAGCGUAUCUUACGCACUCAAAUUGGCGUACUCAAAAAAGAGCUCGAAACUGUCAGAAAACAUAGAAAGCAAUACAGAAACAGGCGCACUUCAGUACCUGUCCCUGUAGUAUCUCUGGUUGGCUACACAAAUGCAGGAAAGAGCACACUUCUAAAUCAAUUGACUGGAGCUGAUGUUCUUGCUGAAGAUCGUUUAUUUGCAACCCUUGAUCCGACCACCAGAAGGGUUCAGAUGAAGAAUGGGAGUGAGUUUCUUCUCACAGAUACUGUUGGUUUCAUCCAGAAGUUGCCAACUACCCUGGUUGCCGCCUUCAGAGCAACAUUGGAGGAGAUAGCAGAAUCAUCACUUUUGGUUCAUGUGGUAGAUAUCAGCCAUCCACUAGCAGAGCAACAGAUAGAUGCAGUGGACAGAGUUCUGUCAGAACUGGACGUUUCUUCAAUUCCUAAGUUGAUGGUUUGGAACAAGGUUGAUAGGGUUAACGAUCCUUCUAAAAUAAAAUUGGAAGUAGAUAAAAGACAAGAUGUUGUUUGCAUAUCUGCUUUGAAUGGUGAUGGCUUACAAGAAUUCUGCCUUUCAGUUCAGGAAAAACUGAAGGAUUCUAUGGUAUGGGUGGAAGCUUUAGUCCCAUUUGAGAAAGGGGAUCUUAUUAGUACCAUACACCAGGUUGGAAUGGUGGAGAGAAUUGAAUAUAUGGAGAAUGGGACCUUGGUGAAGGCACAUGUUCCUCUUCGUUUUGCAAGGCUGCUCACUCCUAUGAGGCAGCUGUGUAAAGCUUAAUUUCCUUGUAUAUGUGUUUAUAUCAUUCUCGAUCUUUAUGUAUAUCUAACCGACAACAGGCCUUUCUUUACCUAGAUUACGUUUAAUAGAGAGACAAGAGACAGAGACGGAGAGAGAGCAGUGAUCAUUUGAGACAGCUCUCACGUUGAUUUUUCCUCUGCAUAAAGCGUUUGUUCAUAGCAUACAUUCUCCAAAAUGUAACUAAGUUUGGAAAGACUUGCAUUACUUUGAUCUGAUAUAAUUAUUUACUAUUUACCAUUUUCAUAUACAUUA